GGGGCGGAGACUGGACGAAGUGCCGGGAGAAGAAGGAAUAAAAGAGAGCAUAGACUUCCACGCAGGCCUAGAGCGGCUCUUAAGCAGUGGGGAAGAGCCGGGCGGGCGGGGACCACCUUCAGAGCUAGCCGCUGGCGGUAUCAUGGCGACCCGGAACCCCCCUCUCCAAGACUAUGAAAGUGAUGAUGAGUCUUAUGAAGUGUUGGAUUUAACUGAGUAUGCAAGAAGACACCACUGGUGGAAUCGAGUGUUUGGCCACAGUUCCGGACCUAUGGUAGAAAAAUAUUCUGUAGCCACCCAGAUUGUAAUAGGUGGAGUAACUGGCUGGUGUGCUGGAUUUUUGUUCCAGAAAGUUGGAAAACUUGCAGCAACUGCUGUAGGUGGUGGCUUUCUUCUCCUGCAGAUUGCCAGUCAUAGUGGUUAUGUCCAGGUUGACUGGAAAAGAGUUGAAAAAGAUGUGAACAAAGCAAAGCGACAGAUUAAGAAACGAGCAAAUAAAGCAGCACCUGAAAUCAACAAUAUUAUUGAAGAAGCAACAGAAUUCAUCAAACAGAACAUCGUGAUAUCCAGUGGAUUUGUGGGAGGCUUUUUGCUAGGCCUUGCAUCUUAAGGACAUGAAUGUGCUGUCCUAGUGAAGUCAUUAUGAGAAGAGAAGUGGUGGUGACUAAGGUCUCUCAACAUUGUGUGCUGUCACAUUCUGCAGGGAGAUGAGAGGCAAUUAGCUGGAUAGUGUAAAACUCACAACUUAGCAUUUUGCCAUCAUAAGCUUGGCAAAUAAUAGUAUCUGCUAUAAAAAAAAUCUAUGGUUUGUGUACAGAACUGGGCAAAUCAUGGCUUUCAUUAUUUUUUUUUAAAUAUGCAUUUAUUUAGAAAUUAGCCCCAAAAUAUCAUUAUUGAAUAGAUAUGGAGAGAAAAGAAUCAGUUGAAUAUAUUCCUUAGUGAAAUAUUGUUCUUGUUUGAUCUAAAUAAGAUGUUUUUCAUUGUGUUUUAUAGUUUAUUGGAGAUAUUUAAAGAUUUGUAUUAUAGCUUCAACAUUAGGGAUGACUUAAAAAAUACUUGAAAUUAACUGAAAAAUGAAUGCCCUUUUGUGUAUUUAGAAAUCAUAGAAUCAUUACCAGUAUGUAAGUUGUCUUUUCUUGCAACUCUUUCUUUGCUUAUAUAAUAACUGUAGAAAUCUAUGUCAAAAUAGACUGCUCUUUGAUAUUUUUUCCCACUCCCAAAACCCCUCCUCUUUGAUUUCUUUUAAAAGAAAAGUUAUAAAAGUAUUUAAGCCUGCUCUGGGUUUGAUAUCCAGCACUGCAAAAUAAAAUACAAGUAUCUAUGCUUUUUUCAAAAAAUCAAUUUAUUUAUCCUUGUAGCCUGAACAGAACUAAUUGUUUUGUAUAGUUAAGUCACUGAUUCAUUUUAUUAACUGAGUGAAUUUUCUUUCUUCUAAAAAUCCUUAUUAUGAUGUUGUCCUCUUUUCAAAAAGGUAAAAUCAUAUGAAGUACUUAGUACAUUAUAAUUUUUAUUAUAACAGCAAUGAUUUUCUGUAUAAUUAUGAAAUUGUAACUUAAAGAGAAUCAUCUCUUUGAUGUAAUCUGUAGCUUCUGAAACUGUGGAUUGUAAGCCUGUAUGGGAUCACAUAACUGUACAUGGGAUCAGAAAACAUCUUUAAAAUUUGUUGUAAAAUAAAUUUCUUUAUGAUGUAUUAUCAGUAAAA
Molecule: messenger RNA, 1702 nt
Organism: Suncus etruscus (white-toothed pygmy shrew)
Lineage: Eukaryota; Metazoa; Chordata; Mammalia; Eulipotyphla; Soricidae
Gene: FUNDC1
Product: FUN14 domain containing 1
Exons: 5
Coding region: 143-610 (155 amino acids)
Biological process (GO): autophagy of mitochondrion
Cellular component (GO): mitochondrial outer membrane
Source: RefSeq, a predicted model, not a curated record